This is a messenger RNA of Schistosoma haematobium, 11081 nucleotides long. RefSeq lists its product as uncharacterized. Gene Ontology annotation, cellular component: Scc2-Scc4 cohesin loading complex. Gene Ontology annotation, molecular function: chromatin binding. The record is from RefSeq and is a predicted model, not a curated record. NCBI's taxonomy places the organism in Eukaryota, Metazoa, Platyhelminthes, Trematoda, Strigeidida, Schistosomatidae. The coding region runs from base 100 to 8457 and encodes 2785 amino acids. The transcript has 25 exons. Gene Ontology annotation, biological process: replication-born double-strand break repair via sister chromatid exchange; establishment of protein localization to chromatin; establishment of mitotic sister chromatid cohesion.
UGCAAACAUAGUUAAUAUGUCUCCACAGUUGAAAAGGUCGUUUCAUACUGUAUUUUCCUAACCAAUACAGUCUAUGGCUUUUAAAAAGGGUACAGUGGGAUGAACGGCGAUAUUUCUCGCAUCCCCAUUCAGUCUCUGAGUGCCGUAGUUAGUCUAACAGAUAUAAUUCCUGAACUCCCGUUACCUGCUCCACUACAUGCUGGAUCCAGUGUGGAAACGUUGUUGCAUGAUUCUAGAAUAUCAAUAGAUGCCUUUCAGUGUCUUCGUUUUGGUCAUGACCGACUCGUGGGCUGCCUCAGUGAAGUCCUUGGGAGUGUAUGUACCAAUAACAUCGAUUUCAAGGAGGGGUUUGCUAGUGACACAAUUGAUCCCCAUUUACUACCUGAACCCCUUGUCAGCUCUUUGAAAAAGCUACCAAAUUUCGAACAAAAACGAGGAUUUUAUGGUCUUUCUUAUGAAUCUUUCAAUCCAGUUAAUAGUGUUUCUAGUGCGUAUAAAGUACAACCUGGUUCAUGGUGUUCAUCUCUGGAUCAACCACUAUCUUCUGAACUUCAUUAUCCAAAUUCAUUUGAAGAACCAAUCGAAUCUCCCAGUAAAAAGAAGAAAAAGCGGAAAAAGAAGAAACACAAGUACUGUGAUGAUGGCGAUACGAGUGGAACAGGAGGCGAAUCAAAUGCCACUACUCCAGCAGCCUGUGGUGGUACAACUCCAAAUAAACUUGAGGAUAAUCCAUUGUCUCCCACUUCAACAUAUGGUAUUGUAAAAGUCAAUGCAGAUACUAAAAAACUAUCAUUAAAAAUUUUCAAACGGCCUGCGAACGAUGGCUCUCAGCCUGUUUUUAUGGUUGAGCAACUAGGUAGUGUUGAGCCAGUUAAAAAAGAGAAAAAAAAGAAGCGGAAUAGAGAAAAGGAUCGUGAGCAUCGAUCUCAUCACGAAGUUCGAUCAAAGUUGGAUUCUCACUCUUCUCCAGCGGAAAUUCACGUUCAACAUAAUGAGUUAUCUAUUGAUCUACCAGUACAAACACAUAAUACUCCUACUUCAAAUAGCCCCUUGAGUACGGUAACGCCUAACGAAAACUGUAAAAGCUCCGAACUUAUCCCUUCGACUUUUGCUGAGAGUUGUCAGUUGUCCAUGAAAGAUCCUUCCCAACUUGACCUUUCGCUCAUAGCGAGCGAGGGUUUAUUUGAAAACUUGAAUUCAAUGAAUAAUUUGUAUCAACAACCCCAGUCUGUAUCUACAUCCAGUCUUCCCAGUACUCCAACUUCUAUGUCUGGUAACGGAAUGGUAAUGACCUCAAGUAAUUGUGCUCCUACAUGUACGUAUAGUUUUGAUACUAACCAAACAAAUGUAUUCACAACUAAAUCAAAUAUGUUCUAUGAGUUGUUGCGUAGUAAUGAUCCUACUAUGACCCUGAAACAUGUUGCAGACGGUUUACCUAGUGAUUUUGUAACAUCUAAUUCAUCUGUUUGUACAGCCAACCCUAAUACCUUGGGUUCUGUAUGCAACAUGAUGGACUUUGCUUCUAGCUUCCUUCAAAACGAAAUGCUUUCAUCCAAUUCCUCUUGUAUUAAUUUUCCACUUGGAACUGCUUCUCUAGCUACUUGUGAUAGCUCCACUGUCCAAAGGACUGGCUUUCCUGUACAGCCAUCUAGUAACACUACUUCUUCCUUUUUGGUUGCUUCGCAUUUGAUUGAUUCUAGUCAUUCAUCUGUUGUUACUGCUGCAGACUCCACGUUUGAUGUUUUGGGCGGUAUACUCAAUUCUUCUGGUUAUGCAUCUGUUACAGACGUUAGUCCUGCUGCAUUUGCUGCCAAUUUCGACAUGUCUGGCUUGCCUCCAGAUUCCAGUACUCACCAUGUCCCCAUGGGGCUCGCUAGUUAUUUGUCUGCUCCUAAUCAAGUUACUAACACUCAAAUUCUCAAUGACUAUCGUACCCAGAAUCAACCUGCUCGUGCUGAUUCGAAUUUGUUAUCAACAAUUACAAGUACUCCUCAACCGUGGUGGAAACGAAAGAGCAAUUCCGUGUUAAGAAGACGUAAACGCCGGAAAAAUGAACUUGAAGAUUUACAGUCUUGGACAGUCAAUUAUCCGGUUAGUGGACCGGGCUUAUCAAAAUCUGCCUCUGAACGCAACAAAGGUCCCGAUGAAAGAACUUGGGAUGAUGCAAUCGGUUCUUAUAGUCAAGUUCUUGGUGAACGUGUUAAAAGACGAAAACGAAUGGUUAGACAGGGAGGGAAUUUAGAUUCAGAUUUUGUCUUUGAGCAUGAUAAAGACUAUCCAAAUGAGGGAGAUAGUGAUCGUGGUAGCAAUGAACCUAACGGUACAAUUGACCUUACAAACGAUUCCACCGGAACCAGCGAAACUGCCUACAAUGUACGCGAAAUGCGUUCAGGGGUUGCAAAUCGUUCGUAUGCUGGUAUGGACGAGGAAGACGAGGAAGCUUCGGCAAGUCAAACAGGAUGCUCAAAUGGCUCUUCAAGUGCUAGAAGACGAAAGAGACUGGAUGAUGAUGAACCUUUUGAAGUUCGGCUGAAGGAACCCGUUGAAGCACGUUUCCCGCAUAUACGUAAAGCAGGAGAGUCCACGCGUAAACGACGUGAGCGCGUAAAUUUCGGAAUUACGGCAUCAAAUAAUUUACCCAUCCAACGAAAUAAUUCUAGGGAGCAAAGUGUUGGGGGUGAAACAGGAAGUGUAAAACGAUUUCUCAACAAGUUGUCAACUGUUCUAGAAUCUAUUGAGGAAACAGACUUUUUGAGAAGCCUUGGUAGCGUACCGAACAGUGAUGAUCAACUACGAAAAUCUAAUUGUGACGAUGUGAUUUCUUAUCUUGAUAAAGAGAGCUUAUCAACUGAGACUAUAAUAUCGGCUGAAGACUUGGCAGAAUUUUGUCGUGAUGCUGCUAAGUUAAACUCAAUAGGUGUUGCUAAUCAAAUUCCUACUGGUCAAUUACUUAACUUCCUUACAUUGUUGUUGCUCAACAUACGAGAUGGUGCGAAUGUGAUUGCCGUAUUGAGACCUGAAGAAGAAGCUGACUCACACGAAAGCAAACUAUGGAAAGAGGUGGCAAUGGAGCGAGUAAUGCGGAGUAUGAAUUCCGGUCUAACUGCGCUAUUAUUAAUGACUUCGAAGGAUAUGCCCAGAGAAGUUUAUGUUGAAGAUGUUAUAGAGCGUACAGUGUAUAGUGUCAGGUUUCAAUUAUUCAAUUGCAUUUUCCCGGAAUUCGAUCCUGCUUAUCGUGUUGAAAAUACAGCUAAAGAAAAUCAAAGCAGUAUAAAAUCUAGACGUGCUCGUGAACGCGAUGCUCAAAAACCAAAGUCCAUAAUUCAUCUGUACCACAAGCUAGUGGAAAUUGUUUCCAAUUUAUCUAAGUUGGUAAAAAUCCAAAGGCUGACAGACAGCUUGGUCCUUACCUUAUCUAGUGUUGGUGUCUCUGUAUUCUUUGUUGAAAAUGUUAGUGAGCUGCAACUUGCUGCUUUGGAACUCGUCACUGCUAUAUUCGCCCAAUAUGAAACUCAUAGGAAGCUAAUAAUGGAGGAAAUACUGGCUAGCUUAUCCCGUCUUCCAUCAAGCAAGAAGAACUUACGUUCUUAUCGAUUAAAUAGUGAAGAUAGCAUUCAAAUGCUUACAGCAUUAGCACUUUUGUUGGUUCAGUCGGUUAUAAGUCUUCCUGACCCAUCACCUCUCAACUCAGAACAAAGUACUGUUUUCUAUCAGAGCUCAAAUGUCUCUGUGUCCACUGAUGGAGGAUUAGUUCAAAAAGCAGAUGAUGAAGUGACAAUUAUUAAUUCUUAUCAUAAUGCUCUUCGUACAGCCCAUACUUUUCUGUUGGUUUUCCUACGCAAAUCAACAAUGAAGGGUGAAGAUGAUUACCGAAUUAUUUUUGAAAACUUCGUAAAUGACCUUCUUUUAGCUGUUAAUAAACCGGAGUGGCCAGCAUCAGAGGUUAUGCUUAGUCUUCUUGGUAGCUUGUUAGUACAGCAGUUCAAUAACAAAGCACUUGAUCAAAGUGUUCGGGUUGCUAGUGUUGAUUACUUGGGAACAGUUGCAUCCACAUUACGUCGUGAUGCAGUAACUAGCCAAUUGAAGGAACAUGAUAUUGAUGCUGUCAUCCGUGAUCUCUUGGAAGGUAACCAGUCAGAUGAAGAUGAAGAAGAUUCUGAAGAAGAGUUAGAUACAAAAACUGAUGACAUAAAAGAAAUAAAUGGCGAUCGUGAAUCUAGCUCAGAAGUAGAUAGAAAUAAAUCAGAGUCUGAUAUUCAUUCAGUUGGUUCUGCUUCCACUACUGAAACACCAAUACGCCAUAAUGAGAAUGGCUAUAGUUCGACAAACACUAAGUCUGUAGUCAAAGUAAUUGACACCAAAAUUUCUAAAGACAAAGUCAUCAAAAAUAAAAAAUCAGGAAAUAAAGACAAAUAUACAGAUCCUAUUUCCCAGUUAGAUCGAGUCCAGGCACUACGUGACGCUAUUUUAGACUAUCUUGCAGCAGAAGAGGCGAGUCCUACGGCAGUUUAUGCUCGUAAAUUUUACCUGGCUCAGUGGCUUAAUGAUUGUACAAAGGAAACAGAACGUGCUCAACGAAGUGCAGUACAGAAAAAAAACCAGAAUGCUGUUUUAAAUGGCAGUGGUGAAACUGUAUGUGCUUCCAAAGGUUUUUCUGAAGCAGAUCAGGCACUAAUCCUUGCGGUAGCUGAAAGAAGAAGACAACACAUUCUGUCAAAAGUACGUGAAGCUCCACAAUCCUGGCGACAACGUAGAUGUUUAUGGAGCAAUUCAUUGCCACCUAAUGAGAAAACAAAGCAGUCUGUAAAUACCUGUAUUUCUGAUUCAAGUCAGGAAACGACGCUCAUUUUCCAGGGUACUUUGGACUAUGAAGACUGCUGCUUAGUUUGUCGUUAUCUCGCUAGUCUUCGACCAUUUUCUCAAAGUUUUGAUGUUUAUUUGUCCCAAAUAUGUAAAUUAUUGAGUGAAUCGUCGGUUGCCGUGCGCACUAAAGCGUUAAGAUGUUUAUCAGCAGUGGUGGAGGCCGACCCAAAUGUUUUAGCUCGCGUAGAUAUUGAGCGGGCUGUACAUUCUCGUCUUCUUGAUACAUCGACUUCAGUUCGUGAAGCUGCUGUAGAUCUACUUGGUCGAUUUUUAAGUUGCAGACCAGAGUUGACUGCACAGUAUUAUCCAAUGUUGGCCGAACGAAUACGAGAUAAGGGAGUAAGUGUCCGCAAACGUGUCAUUCGAAUCCUUCGUGACAUUUGUCUUGAGCAGCCAGAUUUUCCAAGAGUUGCUGAAAUUUGUGUAAAAAUGAUUAGACGUGUUAACGAUGAAGAAGGAAUCAAGAAACUUGUUCAUGAGGUCUUUCAAGCAAUGUGGUUUACUCCUGUACGUGAAAGAGAAACAGUGAAGCUACUUCGAAAGGUCAUGAAUAUCACAGAUGUCGUUGGCGCUUGCAAAGACACAGGUUAUGAAUGGUUUGAACAAUUUUUACGAACUCUUUUAAAGAAAGAAGAAACUGAAAAAGUCAAACCAGUUGAAAAAGCAUGCAAACAAAUAGCUGACUGUUUGGUUCAGAAUAUUAUGCGACUAGAAGAAAUUUCAAGUCAAAGCAAUCAGAGAUUAGUAGCAUGCUUGGCAACACUUCAUUUAUUAACAAAAAUCAGACCAGAAUUAAUGGUUCAGUAUACAAUGGUACUACAACCCUAUCUGUCCAUUCGUUGUAAUGAAGCAUCAGAUGCUCAUGUGUUGCAUUAUGUUGCUAGAAUUCUAGAAGCCACGUUGCCUUUGAUGGAACAUCCUAGUGAGACAUUAGUUGCACAACUUGAAGAGGAUAUGGUUCGUCUAACUCUUCGACAUGGAAAAAUGGUACUUGAGUCAUGUGUUGCGUGUUUAGGUGCAGUUGUCAAUCGUGUUUCGAAAAACUAUUCUCUAGCUAGAGAUUGUUUCACUCGGUUUUUCAAUGCUCUUCAAAAAUUUCGUAGUGAAUUGUCCAAUGAUUCUGAACGCAAAAUAUCCCCAACUAUUCGCCCUUCUAUUCUUAGAGCUCUAUUUACUGUCGGUUUACUUUGCAAACACUUUGAUGCGGAUGUAUUUCGAUCAAGCAAAAACGCGAAUAUUCGUGAUCAAGUAUUUGAAACACUUAUGUUUUUCACAGAACAAGUUAAAUCAGACAUCGAAAUGCGUAAGAAAGCUUUAUCAGGAUUAGGUUUUUUGUGUACUCGUCAUCACGAACUACUUUGCGGUCCUCGUCUUUGCAAAUUUUACCAUGAUCUUUUGCAAGCUCCUUGUGAUGAGGCAAAACCUAAAUCAUCUGACCAUCACUUAGAAUUAAAGUGUAUUGUUCUGGAAAAUUUGUUAAACUUUUUUCUUGAGGAAGAAAAACGCAUGCUAGAAGCGGAUGCAAAAUGGAAGGCUAGUCAACAUCAAGAAUCAUUAAAAGAAAUGGGCGAUAUCGCUUCAGGUAUGGGUAGUUCAGUUGCGCAAAUGUAUCUCAAAGAUAUACUAGAAUCAUUUUUUUCGCCAUUUUUUACGGUGAGACUUACUGCCCUUUCUGUCAUAACUACAAUUCUUCGUCAAGGUCUUGUUCAUCCAGUCCAAACUGUACCCUACUUGAUAGCUAUGCAGUCCGAUAUUGAUCCAAAUAUUCGUAUUAAAGCUGAUGCUCAACUCCAGGAAAUAGACACCAAAUUUCCAGGUUUUCUGACAAUGCGAGCUGCACAAGGUGUCAACUUAUCAUAUCGCCUUCAGCUUGUUUUAUAUAAUGAGUUACGUGAAAAGCUGAAGGGUACUUCUGAGGGACCUUCUCUUCAGCAAAUAGGUUCACCUGAAUCUUCAAAUUUUCACAAGUCAACUCAUUCUAUUAAUGCUACUCGUCGAACUACCCGUAAUAGAUCUGAGGUUGAUUGUUUGGGCUCAGAUGAUAAUCUUAAGUGUUCACCAUCUACAAAUGUUUCCGAAUCUCAGUCACUUCUCAAUAUUCCAGAAGAUUCUUUUGGUGCUAUUCGCGGUACUAGAGAUCCUUUCAGUGAAGUUCCUUCUGCUAUGAAUUCGCAUCUAUAUUCGAUGCUUAGAAACAAUAAAAGUCAACGCCGUUCUCUACUUAAUGGCCUAAUAUCAUUAUUCGAUGACUCACAGAAGAUUCCUCUCAGUCAGUUAGUAUAUGUUGCUGAUAAUCUGGCUCAUUUUCCUUAUCAAUCGCAAGAGGAACCUCUGUUUGUUGUGCAUCAUAUAGACUUGAUGGUUAGUAUGGCUGGUUCGGGAGUUUUGAAAAAUGUUCGUGAGGCACUUUUUCCAGAACUAAAAGCAGCUCUAGAGGCUGUUGUUGCUGCCCAACUUGAGACAGAUGCGAAAAACCGUGCACAAAUGGAGCUGCAAUUGAGUGCUGAACUUCAGGCCCAACAAGUUGCCUCAGCUGAUGCAAUUAGUAGAGGUGAUCAUGAAACAGCUGGAUUGAUUGCCGAUCAAAUUCAACACACUAUUCAAAGAAUAAACAGUUUAAAUUCCUCCGAUCCUUCUAUUAUGUCCAGUAACGCAUCUCUGUCUGAAUUCCCUUCUGGGGCUCUCAUUGGAACAGAGGGUGUUUCUCGAGUUGAUUUGGGUCCUUUCGAAAUAGAAGAGGAAGAGGAUCCGAUUGCGUUAUUUGAUAGAUUGUCUAAGACUCGCCAAACAUCUUUACCAAUAGUUCGCGACGCAAUCCGUACCAGUCGCGCUUGUGUUUUAUUGUUGACACUCAAACAAUUUCUAAAAGAAUCUUAUUCGAUCACUGACGGUAAAAUCCAACGUUACUCACCUUCUGAUUCAGCCAAAUUAUGGGAGAAGCCGUUAACACGACGUGUCGGUGUUCAUUUUCAUCCAAUACCUUGUUUGAAAGCUUCCGGAAUAGAGAUCAAUAAGUCUGAUUCUCAUAUCCUAUGCAAUUCGCAAUCAUCAGUUAGAACAGAUCAUAGUAGUGUGGAGUUGUCCAAUCCUAAUGUCAAGCAAGCAGAUAGUGAAGAAGAAACGAUAAGUGAAAUGCAAUCUCUCAUCCGAGAUUACUUAGACUUCCGGAAGUUAAUUCUUACGAUUGAUCCUCCAGGAGAAGAAGAACUAGGACCUGAUGACUUGAAUACUUCAGUGCAGUCCGGUGGGCCUAUUGUUGAUGAUCGAUUAAAUACAGUUUCAGAUAGUACGCAGUUGAGUAAAGGUCGAUCUAUAAGAACGCUAGUACCGCAAUUGCACAAUAAAUCUUCGGAAGAUGACAAUGAUUCAGAAGAUUCAAAUGCAGGUGGUGCUUCUCGACUUAUGUUGGCACAAUCAGCUCCUACAAAAAAACGAAAACCAGCUCUCAAUCUACGUGGCAAUUCGAAAAAUCCGUUAGGUCGAAAUGCAAAGAAUAAGCGCAAACGUCGAAAACGAUGCAUAAUGGCGACCAGUUCUAGUGGUGAAGAAAGUGAUUCAGCAGACGAAUCUGAACCAUCUGAUCCAGAUUACUGAUCUUACUUAACCUGUUCCCUGACUUACUAUUUUUUACAACGCUUGGCUGUAAAGAAAUCGAUGUUACUGCGCCAAAUUCGCAAAAUGUGCAUUAUGAUGUGUUUAUAAUACUGAUGUCUUACCUAAAGAAUGGAACAAAAACCAAUAUCAUCAGGUUUCUUAAACAAGUCUGUAUUUGUUGAAUAAUCUACUGACUUAUUUGUCAGCUCAUGCCUAAUUUUUGUACUAAAGAUUUUUUCUUCAAUAGUCAUCCACUCUUCUUUUUCACUCCUAUGGCAGCUUAUCUACUGAUUAUAUUUAAUUGUCUAUAUGGAAGCAAUGUAUGCUUAGAUUUCCGGCUGAAGUUUUAUCGUACUGUUCUAAUGUAAUUACGUAAACCUACUUUGUUUUAAAUUGUAAUAAUGAAAUUGUUCAGAUCUUAUUAAUUACGUCGGAUUAUAUCAUGAAUGAAUUCUUCUUGUUGAAAGUCCAGUCGAUGUACGCUAGAAUCACAUUCCCUAAAAUAAUAAUUCAUCAUUAUUUUCGGGGUCAAUUUUUCCCUACUACUUGAGAAACAUUUGAUAUAUUAUAUCCGAAAGUAUAAUUUAUGUGUUAUUUUUCGCAAUAACUGUUAAAUUUUGACUUCUGUACAUUUAUAUUUCAUAUUAAAGUUUCAUCGACGGCAUGAUUUCCUUUAUUCUCUUUUUACAUAAUCACUAAUUUGUUUGUAACGUUGUCUAUAGUGGUAUGUUGUAGAAAUUUCAAUUUUGUACAUAUUUAUAUAUACAUAUAUGUAUAUGUAUAUUAUUUUCGUAAGAUUUAUAAUAAUUAAUUGUUAGCACCACCUAUUCUAUAAAUCUCAUUGUAUUGUUUUUUUCUUUUCACAAUUUAUCUAUCAAUGAAUGGUUUAAUUUGCGUGGGAAACGUUUCAUCAUCCUCACUGACCUGUAUUAAAACACUAUCUUUUUGUAUAUAACAUAUUUCUGUAUGUUCGUUUGCAUUACGCAUUCUCUUAUGAAUGACUUAUCUUUCAUGUUUUCCUUUUUUCAUUGUUUUUGUGUAUACUUUAUUCGUCCACUGAAUAGGUGUGCUCUAUCGACUAGCUAUUAAUAGUCUUUCUUUGUUUUACACAGCAGUAGUGCUGUUAUCUAAUGAAUUUUUCGUUCAACGCUUUAAUUCGUCUGUGUAUAUUUUUUUUCUCAGCACCCAUUAUUCUGAUACUCGUUUGCCUAUUGUGUAUAUGUGUUUGUCUGUGAGACUAAGAGUCUAAUUAAAUUCUAUCUUAAUUUUGCUUUGUUUUCAUGAAUAAUCAUGUUUAAAAUUUAUAAUCAACCAAAAGAAUUGUUUCUUUCAUCAUUAGUUUUAUUUAGUUCCAUUCAUUACUUAGAAGACUUAUUUUGUUCUUAAAGGGGUAAUGAUUUGUUUUCACUUAUUCGAACUCAAUUACCCUCUUCUUAGUCUUACAUCUGGGAUUUUAAUUUCAAAAGUGUGAGUCAUUUUGGUAUAUAUGAAUCGGCAGUCCUUGAUAAGAUAAGAGAGUUCAAGGUUAUCUUCACAACGCACCUUAAUUGUCAUCUGCUGGGCACUAACCAUUUAAACGAUUCUAUGACUCGUCCGAUUUUUAUUACUGAUUAGUACACAUCCUCUUAUCUCUAAAAAUAUUUUGGGUGCAUGUGGGCAAUCAUCUUUGGAUGUGAUAUGUCGUAUUCGAAUGUCCUUGUCCGAUCGUUACAACAAAUUCAAGUCACCCUCUUUGUAAUACGGUUUAGCUUAUACUAUAUAUGUCCUGUCGGUUAUUUUCGAUUGUCAACCAUCUUCAUCGCACCAUUCAUUGUCCAGAGAAUUCACUGAAUUCUACCUGUUUCGCUAUUGUAUUACAAGGGAUCUUCCGAUAAAUUAGUGGGAACUAUAAGAUAUUAAACACUAUUACUCCUUCCUUCUUAAAAUAUAGUGUUCAUUUGACUAAGGGUUUUUAGACGCCAAACGGGUGUUAGUGAUAUCAUCCAGUAACGUCUAUAUGAGCCCCAGGAGGACUUCAAAGGAUAGUUUAUUUGCUUUUCAAUUAAUGAACACUAUCAGGUUAAUUCUGAAUGAUCUACUAGCAAUAAGUAUUAAAGUCCAGAAAUAUGGCCCCAGAAACCUGUGCAUAUUCGCGUUGCUGGAACUUUCUCGGGUUUUUGUCAGUACUGCACAUGGCUCAUCGAAUUGUUUACUAAAAGGGUCCAUCUUCGAUCAGAAUGCAGUUACCAGCAACAGACUUAAUAUAAACAGUAUCUGAGUGCUUGCAAUAGAUUGACAUGGUUCUAUCCAUCGUAGUGUUAGUGGGUUAACUUUUUCAUAGGCAUUUGCAAUACAUAGAAAUCUUCGGUAUAGCCGUCUGAACUUUACAGAUGAUGGUCAGUCCUGUUAAAUGUACCUGGUUAUUCGUUUUAUUUUGUUAGCCUGACCAUUUACCAGAAUGAUGGAGAACCACUUAAGACGGGACUAUAGCAAGCGUAGCCUUGUUUGUAGUUUGUCCGGGUGCCCGCUGUAUGAUUAUAAGAAUGUCCAAAAUCUUCACAUCGUCAGUACUGUGCGUCAACACCUGAAACCAGUAACAUUACUUCCCAGUGCAGAGUCCGGAUACUCCUUAUUUGGAAACAAAG